CAGAUUUGCCAAGAGAAGAGUCGGUGUGUUCUCUCUUCUUCCUCCUCCAAAAGAAUUAUUUCAGUGUGUCGUCUGCUGAAGCGGCCCGAUGAUGAAACAGGAGGCCCUGCUCGUGCUAGCGUUAUGCGUUUGCGCAUGCUCAGCAUCCAAGGCGGAGGACUCAAAACGGCGCAUCUAUGGCAUUGUGGAAGAGCAUGAAUCCCGACAAUAUGGAGGACGAGAUCAUGGAGGACAUGAAUACGGGGAGGACGACGUACCAGCAAAGAGCGCACGUCGGUACAAUUACCAGGGCGAGGAAUCGAGACUCUCGGGAGAUUACUACGAGCCAGACAAAAAGGGAAAGGUGCAGAUAGGUAGUGUCUAUAGAGAGAAUGUGAAGGCUUAUGCACCUAAGAAGUCGCAACAAGUGGUGGCAAGUCCAGUCAGUCAUUCUCACUACGCUGUUGUGGACCCCAAAGUUCCAGAGUCCUAUGUUUUGGUAGAAGAUCCAAAACCCCUCAUUUUGGACCCCAAAAUGCACGGAGACUAUCAACCAGCUUCGGCCCCAGUGGUUCUAAAGAAACCUGCUCGACAUUAUCCUGUCGCUAAGGAUUAUUUUAAUGUGAACCACGAGGCCUAUCCUGCUAAGCCUCUUGUCUACUAUCAAGCACCAAAAGAUGAUUACGCGUUGAAACAUUCCCCCAAAGUUCAAAGCUAUCCCCAAACUGUGGCUAACGACUACAUCGUAGUACAGCAUGAUGUACCGGUGCUUAAAAAGGAUGUCCAUUACCCUGUAGUCAAACAUGAAGUACCCGUUCACACGCAAGAAGUUCAUUACCCUGCAUUCAAACAUGACGUUCCAGUGAUCAAACAAGAUGCGUACUAUCCUGUUGCCAAACAUGAGGCACCAGUACUCAAACAUGACAUUCAUUACCCAGUCGUCAAACAUGAUGUUCCUGUGCUGAAACAAGAUAUCCAUUAUCCAGUGAUCAAGCAGGAAAUCCCAGUGGCCAAACCCGUGGUACACUAUCCGAUCGUCCAACAUGAAGCCAAACCAGCUGUCUAUUAUCCAGUGGCCAAGGAUUAUGGAAGGUAUGGCGUUGCAGAUAAAUCUCACCAAGAUUAUGGACACGGUUACUACGGAGAUAAUGCCAUUCAGAAGGAUUCUAGCCAUAAAUCUCAUGGACACCAUGACAGGUCCGGACACAAGGCCUAUGCAGAAUCUGCGGGACACCAUGACGAACACGAUCGACAUCACAACAAGGGCGUGUAUGAACGAGACAGGGGUUACCACUACGAGAAGGCUUAUGCUUACGACAGAAUCCGAGCCGAGCACGACAUCGGCGGUUCUCGAGGCAGCCAUUCUGCCUACCGUGGGGCGCACGGGUCGGAAGGACAUCACGACGCAGGUCACCAUGGGGCGGAGUCCCACUCGCACUACAAGAAGGGCGACAGGCACGGGCACCACGACCACAAUGCCCUUCACAAGAGCUACGACGAGUACGGCCACAGACACAUCGGAUAGAAGAAAGGAAAUAGGUGUUUCUCAUCUCCAGACGCAACUUCCAUUCCUCGGCAUCGUGCAGGCUGGGAAUAAUACGUUCGCCAUGACAUAUGAAACGGGCUUCCAGGGGCACACUACACUUGUAAAUAUACCGUCCAGAAUAAA
Messenger RNA from Uloborus diversus, 1648 nucleotides. Its product is annotated as histidine-rich glycoprotein-like. The record is from RefSeq and is a predicted model, not a curated record. Lineage: Eukaryota; Metazoa; Arthropoda; Arachnida; Araneae; Uloboridae. The transcript is spliced from 5 exons. Bases 89 to 1504 code for a protein of 471 amino acids.